Molecule: messenger RNA, 510 nt
Organism: Penicillium longicatenatum
Lineage: Eukaryota; Fungi; Ascomycota; Eurotiomycetes; Eurotiales; Aspergillaceae
Product: aryl-alcohol dehydrogenase
Exons: 1
Coding region: 1-510 (169 amino acids)
Source: RefSeq, a predicted model, not a curated record
AUGUCCCCCGCUUCGACGCAUGCCCGGUUUUGGACGGAUAUGAACGAACAUCUACCAUUUAUAGAUCACAUGAUAUUAUACACCGCAUUUCAGGCAAAGGAUGAACUUGAGACUAAGGACUCUCUGGUCAGACAAGAGCCUAAAGCCCUCGGUCAGGCAAUGCAAGAAUAUACGGCCACGCAGUCUGGGCCCCUAGCUUCACUCGGGGUUCACACUUAUGCCUAUUUACCUCUUCCUGCACCGGAUAGAGAUACUCUCCGGGCAUUAUUUACGGACCACGCCCCCGAAGACCCACAAGAGCACAGGGCGACACAAGCCUAUUAUGAGAUCGCGAAGACCACCGUUCUUGAUCCCAAACAACCAUCAGCUACGUACCUUUCCGCCUUAGAGCAGACAAAUUAUGCCAAAGACCUCAACGAUGCGAGUAUCCCAGUUACUUCGCCUGAAAAAUUCGUCACGCUUGGAGUCAUGCUCUCUCAGCCGCUUUCCCGCGGAAGCAUUCAUAUGUGA